AUGAUAGAGAAUGUAGAGGAAGCCUUUGAAAAUCAGAGAUACUUCGGGCCUGUUGGCUGGCAAGCCCCUGGAUUACUGGAUCGGUCAGCUUGGACCGAUGACGAGGGAAAACCAGUGAACGCCGAGCCCAUCCCGUCCGAUCUCAGCAGCAACGUGUGGGAUCUGGCACCUGGAGUACCCUCGGCCAGGGGGUCGGUCGUCACAGCGGGUAGGAGAUUUUGUCAGGAGGAGAUUGUGGCGCCGUCUAGCAAGCUCAUCAGCCUCAGGGUGCGCAAGCGUACAGAGCUUGAGAAGCGCAAGGCAGCUGUGAUGAAGCUGGUGGGAUUGAUGACGUCCAUGUUCAGGCGGCGCCACUUCUAUGAGGUGCUGCCCAUGGACCCGGUCGCCUGGCCGCUGCUGCUGGCUGCCCACAGAGAGGCCCUGCGCACGUCCAUGGCCGAGCAAGCUGUGCUCAGCCGCAUAGACCCCUCCACCAUGCAGCCGCCUGCAGCAAAGGCAAGCUUCUCACCUCCUGCCUGUUCCGGUGAACUGAGUGAGCAGGGUGCCCCUCAGACUCUGCUCCAGGCUCUGCUGUGCGGCGCAAUGCACUCACGGGCCGCGUACGGCUAUGCCAUGGCUGCAGGCCACCUGUCGUCCCUGCUCAACUUUGCACUCCUGCAGACGGUGCAUCAAUUCGACUUCUGUGCGGCCGGGGGCGCGUCAGGCGAGGCGAACAAUGAAGCGGUGUUGAAGCUGGCGGGCGUGAGGCCGGGGCAUCUGCUGUUGGCGGAGUGGAACAACAGCAUCGGCCGCCCCUGCCACUAUGUGGCCGCAGACCUGGCCAAUCACUGCAUCGUUGUGGCCAUCAGGGGCUCUUUGGAGGUGGGCGACAUGCUGUCAGAUGUCACUGCGGCACCCAUGGAAAUGACCCUGCUAGGCGUGCAAGGCAAGGUGCACGAGGGCAUGAUGGCUGCUGCCACAUUUGUACACUGCAACACUGCCGAGGCGUUGGAGGCGGCUGCGCAGCAGUUUCCCGGCUGGCCUGUGCUGGUCACCGGCCACUCCUAUGGCGGUGGCGUGGCGGCUAUUUUGGCGGCACUGCUGAGGGACGGCGGCGCUCCUCCUGGGCUGGGCCCCAUCUCCUGCAUCGCGCUCGGCUGCGCGGCCGUCUUCAGCCUGGAGCUGGCCAAGAUGGUCACGCCAUUCACCACAUCUGUCGUCUACGGGGCGGAUGUGGUGCCGAGGCUGAGUGCUGCGAGCGUGGAGGGCGCCUUUUUAGAGCUGGCCGCUGCAUCUCCUGUGCGCACCGCCGCCGCCAAGUUCGGCCGCCAGGUCACCUCCACGCUGGAGGGCCUGAAGGUUGACUGGAAGGUGGCGACGAAGGGGCCGAAAUUCGCCGGAGACAGGUUCCCGGGGCAGAGGGGACUGACCUCGUUGCUGACGAUGGCUGAGAACAGCGACGCGUACAGCGCCGCCGCCCAGACCGCCCUGGCGGCCGCCCGCUUUGCUGGCUACCGCACCACAGAGGACGCAGAAACAGGUGGUGAUGGGGUUGAGCUCAGUAACAUAAAUGGUGGUGCGGCCACUCCGCAGCCCCCUGCCACGCCGUCACUCGCGCCAGGGGCGGUGGUCAGCGCCGGGGAUUUUGCGCAGCACGAGCGCGACAGGGGAGGCGAGGCUGAGAGCUACCCUGCUGCGGAUGGGGUCAUGGACGGCGCAACGCGUUCGCCCACAGACAGGGCGGUGGGCACGUCAGAGAGCGGGGAUGAUGACCAGCACCUAGUGACUAGCGAGGAGGUCGCGGACGCUAGGGCCCAAGCGGCUGUAGCGGCCGCCAAGUAUGGGGGCAGCGAGCACCCGGAGCCCCUGUUUAUGCCAGGGCAGGUGCUGUGGGUGAUUCCACCAGAAGAGGCCACAGAGGACGCGCUCAGUUCCACCGAUGAAGAAGCUAGCCCUGGCCCAGUCAUGGGCCCUGCUUUUGAGGUGACGAUGCAGUCAGUGGAGGAGCAGGCACGCCUCAAUGCGGACGCCAUGCAGGCGGCUGCGCGCGCCGGCCAGGCGGCCGAUGCGCUCGGCCCCGGCCGGCGCGCAUCGGGCAGCCCCAGUGCGUCAACGCCAAAUGCUGCCAUGUGCAGUGACAACAGCCCAGAACAGAGCAAUCCAGAGGCUUUGGGAUCGAGUGUAGCAGCCGAGCAGCGGGGCCGGAAGAGCAGCCUCGACAGGAAGACUGUGCGGCAGCCGGAGCUGCAGCCGUUCUGCUCCCCCAGAAAGGCUGCGCGGCAGCGGCUGAGCGAGCGGUCUGCGGCCUGCGCACGGGCGGAGCUCGUCAGGGGCCAGAACGCAGAAGACCCUGACUUGCAUGCGGAGGAUGAGGCUGCAGCGCGGCUGCUGGAAGAGGAGUGGACAGGCAAGGGUCGGGCGCAGGGGAGCGAAGGGGGGUCUAGGGCGGACAAGCGGCGGCCUGUUCUGGCGCAGGUGGAUAGGAGGCUGUUUGGGCGCAUCCUGUUCAGUUUUGACACGAUGCCCCACCACCUGCCGGACACCUAUCUCACCGCUCUUCAGGAGCUGUGA
This is a messenger RNA of Coccomyxa subellipsoidea C-169, 2550 nucleotides long. RefSeq lists its product as hypothetical. Bases 1 to 2550 code for a protein of 849 amino acids. The record is from RefSeq and is a predicted model, not a curated record. The transcript has 15 exons. Gene Ontology annotation, biological process: lipid metabolic process. Lineage: Eukaryota; Viridiplantae; Chlorophyta; Trebouxiophyceae; Coccomyxaceae.